UGCAGGCCGGGCCGGGCUGGAGAAGCAGCCGUGGAGGCAACCGCGGGAGCUGAGCUUACGGCGAGGGACCGGCUGAGGCGCGCGGGAGAGGAGGCGAGGGCUCCGUGGCGCUGUCGCUGCCGCUGCCGCCACCGCCGCCGCUCACUCGCGGGGGAAGAGAUGGCGGCGGAGCGGGGAGCCCAGCGAUUCCUCAGCACCUCCUCCUUCUGGCUCUGCUGCCUGCUGCUGCUGGGGCGCUGGGAGCCGGGCACCGCGGCCGCCAGGAGCGGCUCCCCGCCGCAGUCCUCAGGAAUCAGCAUUCGAACAUUCACUCCUUUUUAUUUCCUCCUGGAGCCAGUGGAUACCCUCUCAGUUCGUGGCUCUUCUGUUAUAUUAAACUGUUCAGCAUAUUCUGAGCCUUCUCCAAAAAUUGAAUGGAAAAAAGAUGGGACUUUUUUAAACUUAGCAUCAGAUGAUCGACGCCAGCUUCUUCCAGAUGGGUCUUUAUUUAUCAGCAGUGUGGUGCACUCCAAACACAAUAAACCUGAUGAAGGUUAUUACCAGUGUGUGGCCACUGUUGAGAGUCUUGGAACAAUUGUUAGCAGAACAGCCAAACUCACAGUAGCAGGUCUUCCAAGGUUUGCCAGCCAACCAGAAUCUUCUUCUGCUUAUGCUGGAAACAGCGCAGUUCUGAAUUGUGAAGUAAAUGCAGAUUUGGUUCCAUUUGUGAGGUGGGAACAGAACAGACAGCCUCUUCUUCUAGAUGACAGAAUUGUGAAACUUCCAAGUGGAACGCUGGUUAUCAGCAACGUGACGGAAGGAGAUGGGGGACUGUAUCGUUGUGUCAUUGAAAGCGGUGGGCCGCCAAAGUAUAGUGAUGAAGCUGAACUGAAAAUCCUUCCAGACCCCGAUGAUGGUACAUCAGACUUGAUGUUUUUGAAACAGCCAUCUUCCUUCGUCAGAGUUGUUGGUCAGAGUGCAGUGUUGCCGUGUGUUGCUACAGGACUUCCUGCUCCGACCAUUAGGUGGAUGAAAAAUGAGGAGACACUUGACACAGAAAGCUCUGAAAGAUUGAUAUUGCUGGCAGGGGGAAGCCUGGACAUCAGCGAUGUCAAUGAGGAUGAUGCUGGGACUUAUUUUUGUAUAGCUGAUAAUGGAAAUGAGACAAUCGAAGCUCAAGCAGAGCUUACAGUACAAGCUCAACCUGAAUUCCUGAAGCAACCUGCCAAUAUAUAUGCUCAUGAGUCUAUGGAUAUUAUAUUUGAAUGUGAAGUGACUGGGAAACCGACACCAACUGUGAAGUGGGUCAAGAAUGGAGAUAUGGUGAUUCCAAGCGAUUACUUUAAGAUUGUAAAGGAACAUAACCUUCAAGUUUUGGGUCUGGUGAAGUCAGAUGAAGGAUUCUAUCAAUGCAUUGCUGAGAAUGAUGUUGGAAAUGCACAAGCUGGAGCCCAGCUGAUAAUCCUUGAACAUGCACCAGCCUCAACAGGACCACUGCCUUCAGCUCCUCGGGAUGUCGUGGCCUCGCUGGUCUCUACCCGCUUCAUCAAAUUGACGUGGCGAACCCCGGCAUCCGAUCCUCAUGGAGACAACCUAACCUACUCUGUGUUCUACACCAAGGAAGGGAUCGCUAGGGAACGUGUUCAGAAUACCAGUCGCCCAGGAGAAAUGCAGGUUACCAUCCAAAACCUGAUGCCAGCAACUGUGUACAUCUUUAGAGUCACUGCUCAAAAUAAGCAUGGCUCUGGAGAGAGUUCAGCAUCACUGCGGGUAGAAACGCAGCCUGAGGUUCAGCUCCCUGGACCAGCACCUAAUAUCCGAGCAUCUGCAAGUUCACCCACUUCCAUCACGGUCACAUGGGAAACACCGUUAUCUGGCAAUGGGGAGAUUCAGAAUUACAAAUUGUACUACAUGGAGAAAGGGACUGACAAGGAACAGGAUGUUGAUGUUGCAAGUCACUCCUACACCAUCUAUGGGCUGAAAAAAUUUACUGAGUAUAGCUUCCGAGUGGUAGCCUACAAUAAGCAUGGUCCUGGAGUCUCCACAGAGGAUGUUGCUGUUCGAACAUUGUCAGAUGUUCCCAGUGCUGUUCCUCAGAAUCUGUCCUUAGAAGUGAGAAAUUCAAAGAGUAUUAUGAUUCACUGGCAGCCUCCCCCUCCAGCCGCACAAAAUGGGCAGAUUACAGGCUACAAAAUCCGUUACCGAAAGGCCUCUCGAAAGAGUGAUGUGACUGAAGCCCUGGUAACAGGGACACAGCUGUCUCAGCUGAUUGAAGGUCUUGAUCGUGGGACUGAAUAUAAUUUCCGUGUGGCUGCUCUGACGAUCAAUGGCACAGGCCCAGCUACUGACUGGCUGUCUGCUGAAACUUUCGAAAGUGACUUAGAUGAAACUCGUGUUCCUGAAGUGCCUAGUUCUCUUCAUGUCCGCCCGCUUGUCACUAGUAUCGUCGUAAGUUGGACUCCUCCAGAGAACCAGAACAUUGUGGUCAGAGGCUAUGCUAUUGGCUAUGGCAUUGGCAGCCCUCAUGCCCAGACCAUCAAAGUGGACUACAAACAGCGCUAUUACACCAUUGAAAAUCUGGAUCCCAGCUCUCACUAUGUGAUUACCCUCAAAGCAUUUAACAAUGUGGGCGAAGGCAUCCCGCUGUAUGAGAGUGCUGUGACCAGACCUCACACAGACACUUCUGAAGUUGAUUUAUUUGUUAUUAAUGCUCCAUACACUCCAGUGCCAGAUCCCACUCCCAUGAUGCCCCCAGUGGGAGUUCAGGCUUCCAUUCUGAGUCAUGACACCAUCAGGAUUACCUGGGCGGACAACUCACUGCCCAAACACCAGAAGAUUACAGACUCCCGGUACUACACAGUCCGCUGGAAAACCAAUAUUCCUGCAAACACGAAGUACAAGAAUGCAAAUGCAACAACUUUGAAUUAUUUGGUGACUGGUUUAAAACCAAAUACACUCUAUGAAUUCUCUGUGAUGGUGACCAAAGGUCGGCGAUCAAGCACAUGGAGUAUGACAGCCCAUGGAACCACCUUUGAAUUAGUUCCUACGUCUCCACCCAAGGAUGUAACCGUUGUGAGUAAAGAGGGAAAACCUAGAACUAUAAUUGUGAAUUGGCAGCCUCCCUCAGAAGCCAAUGGCAAAAUUACAGGUUACAUCAUCUAUUACAGUACAGAUGUCAACGCAGAGAUACAUGACUGGGUUAUUGAGCCUGUUGUGGGAAACAGACUGACUCACCAGAUACAAGAGUUAACGCUUGACACGCCAUACUACUUCAAAAUCCAAGCCCGGAACUCAAAGGGCAUGGGGCCCAUGUCCGAAGCCGUUCAAUUCCGAACACCCAAAGCGGACUCCUCUGAUAAAAUGCCUAAUGACCAAGCCUCAGGGUCUUCAGGAAAAGGAAGCCGGCUGCCAGACCUAGGAUCUGACUACAAACCUCCAAUGAGCGGCAGUAACAGUCCUCAGGGAAGCCCCACGUCUCCUCUGGACAGCAGUAUGUUGCUGGUCAUCAUCGUGUCUAUUGGCGUCAUCACCAUCGUGGCGGUGGUCAUCAUUGCUGUCUUCUGCACCAGGCGCACCACCUCCCACCAGAAAAAAAAACGAGCUGCCUGCAAAUCAGUGAAUGGCUCCCACAAAUACAAAGGGAAUUCCAAAGAUGUCAAACCCCCAGACCUCUGGAUCCAUCAUGAAAGACUGGAACUGAAGCCUAUCGAUAAGUCUCCAGACCCGAACCCCAUCAUGACUGAUACUCCAAUCCCUCGCAACUCUCAAGACAUCACGCCAGUUGACAAUUCCAUGGACAGCAAUAUCCAUCAAAGGAGGAAUUCAUACAGAGGGCAUGAAUCAGAGGACAGCAUGUCUACACUGGCUGGAAGGCGAGGAAUGAGACCAAAAAUGAUGAUGCCUUUUGACUCCCAACCACCACAGCCUGUAAUUAGUGCCCAUCCCAUCCAUUCCCUCGAUAACCCUCACCGCCAUUUCCACUCCAGCAGCCUCGCUUCUCCAGCUCGCGGUCAUCUCUACCACCCGGGCAGCCCCUGGCCCGUUGGCACAUCCAUGUCCCUUUCAGACAGGGCCAAUUCCACAGAAUCUGUUAGAAAUACGCCCAGCACUGACACCAUGCCAGCCUCCUCAUCUCAGACAUGCUGUAGUGAUCAUCAGGACCCUGAAGGUACUACCAACUCGUCUUACUUGGCCAGCUCUCAAGAGGAAGACUCAGGCCAGAGUCUCCCUACAGCGCAUGUCCGCCCUUCCCACCCACUGAAGAGCUUUGCUGUGCCGGCAAUCCCGCCCCCGGGACCUCCCACCUAUGAUCCCGCAUUACCAAGCACACCAUUGCUGUCCCAGCAAGCUCUGAACCACCACAUCCACGCAGUGAAGACCGCCUCCAUUGGGACACUAGGAAGGAGCCGGCCGCCUAUGCCUGUGGUCGUUCCUAGUGCUCCAGAUGUGCAGGAGACCACGAGGAUGCUGGAAGACUCCGAGAGUAGCUACGAACCAGAUGAGCUGACCAAAGAGAUGGCCCACCUGGAAGGACUCAUGAAGGAUCUAAACGCCAUCACGACAGCGUGACAACCUUCACCAGGACAUGGCUCCAAGCCUGAGUCUUCGAGUCCUGGGACUUAGCCUUGAAAAGCAAGGAGUUGUACAGAGUAAGAGAGGACAGAGAAUGAGCAGAGAAGCCAGCGCCCCCGGCGGGGCUCGCUCCAGGCAUGGCCACCUGCCUUCUCCUGACCAGCCCGGAAGAAGCCUGUGUCGGGGCCACUUCCCUUUGCCUGCUGAGACCCUGCAGGACUGGGCACCAAGGGCCAAAAUUUUGUGUCCAGGGAAGAGGCGAGACGUGCAACCUACAUUUCACUUUGUGGUCAGGCUGCGUCUUCAUGCUGCAACGGCAUCGCCUUUAUGGAGUGUAGACAUUGGCGUUUAUGUACAACUUGAUUUGUGUCCUGUUUUAUUUUACCUUUAAAACAAACACUAUCAAAAACCGAGGAAGUCCGUGGUGGUCUCCACAGGUGGUUGACAGCUGGCUACUUGUCUGAGCUCUGUGUGGAAAGUCACUGACAGUGUGGGUUGCUCAAGGGUUGGCUUGUGUUUUCUGUUGAUUUGUUUUGUUUUAAUUUUUGUUUGAUUUUUAAUUGAGUCGUUGCCUCCUCUGCCGGCUGUUAAUCCAUCACUUUCAGGGGGAGGAAAUGUUGCAAUGCUGUUUGUACGCUUUUGUUAUUAUUUUUUUAUGAUAAUUAUUAAAGGCCUGACUUUUCUCCUCUCAUCACUGUGAGAUUACAGAUCUAUUUGGAUGAAAUGUAACCUUG
Molecule: messenger RNA, 5285 nt
Organism: Chrysochloris asiatica (Cape golden mole)
Lineage: Eukaryota; Metazoa; Chordata; Mammalia; Afrosoricida; Chrysochloridae
Gene: NEO1
Product: neogenin 1
Exons: 29
Coding region: 160-4548 (1462 amino acids)
Biological process (GO): cell-cell adhesion
Cellular component (GO): membrane
Molecular function (GO): protein binding
Source: RefSeq, a predicted model, not a curated record